AUGGAUGACCACCGCUGGAGCAAGGACGGCGGCGGGGGACCGACGGGGUACCUCCUGCAGCCGGCCAUGGGCGACGAGCCGCCGACGCGCGUCCAGCGCUUCUUCCAGGGCUUCCGCCGCGAUCCCCAGUCCGAGUUCUACAGGGGCAACGUCGACGCCGACGCCGACACCAUCGUCCGCUCCCACGGCGUCGGCCCGCACUACGACCUGCGCAGCGCAACCGUCGACAACGCCCAGCAGGGGGGGCUGAUGCGCAGCCUCAAGGGCCGCCACCUCCAGAUGAUUGCCAUUGGCGGCUCCGUCGGUGCCGGAUUGUUCGUCGCUAGCGGCAAGGCCCUCGCCGUCGGCGGCCCGGCGUCGCUCCUGAUUGCCUUCUCCGUCGUCGGCAUCAUGCUGUUCUGCACUUGCCAGGCGCUCGGCGAGCUGGCCGUCGUCUUCCCCAUCGCCGGCUCCUUCUCAUCGUGGUCUACGCGAUUCCUAGACCCCUCUUGGGGAUUCGCGAUGGGCUGGAACUACGCGAUACAAUGGCUGGGUGUGUUGCCGUUGGAGAUCAUUGCGGCUGCACUCACCAUCGAGUAUUGGAAUGCUUCCAUCCCGAGGGCCGUCUUCGUCACCAUCUUCUUAGUCGUCAUUAUAACCAUUAAUAUGUUUGGCGUUAAAGGCUAUGGAGAAGCGGAAUACGCCUUCUCCAUGAUCAAAGUCAUUGCCAUCCUAGGCUUCAUCCUCCUCGGCAUCGUCCUCAACAUCGGCGGCACGCCGGACAGCGGCUACAUCGGCGGCGAGUACUGGCACGACCCGGGCGCCUUCCACAACGGCUUCAAGGGCAUCUGCAGCGUCUUCACCACCGCCGCCUUCGCCUUUGCCGGCACCGAGCUCGUCGGCCUCGCCGCCGCCGAGACCGCCGCGCCGCGCAAGUCGCUCCCCACCGCCAUCAAGCAGGUCUUCUGGCGCAUCACCCUCUUCUACGUCAUCGCGCUGACCCUCGUCGGCCUGCUCGUGCCCUACAACAGCCCGCGGCUGUACGGCGGCGACAACCCGGUCGACGCGAGCGCCUCACCCUUCGUCAUCGCCAUCGAGGACGCGGGCAUCCAGGUGCUGCCGUCCGUCAUGAACGCCGUCAUCCUCGUCGCCAUCCUGUCCGUCGGCAACUCGGCCGUCUUCGGGAGCACGCGCACGCUCGCCGCCAUGGCCAACCUGCGGCAAGCCCCGCGCAUCCUCGGCUACGUCGACCGCAAGGGCCGCCCGCUCGUCGCCAUCGCCCUCGCCGCGGCGGUCGGCCUGCUCGCGUACCUCGCCGACCUCCGCCAGCAGCAGGUCGUCCUCGAGUGGCUGCUGACCGCCUCCGGGCUGUCCACCAUCUUCACCUGGGGGUCCAUCUGUAUGUGCCACGUGCGCUUCCGGCGCGCCUGGGCCGCCCGCGGCCACUCCCCCGAGGAGCUGCCUUUCCAGGCGCAGUUCGGCGUCGCCGGGUCGUACGUCGGGCUGGCGCUCAACGGGCUCGUCAUCACCACGCAGUUCUGGGUGGGCGUGUCGCCGGUCAACUCGCAGAACAUGACGGCGCGCCAGAUCGUGCAGAACUUCUUCCUCAAGUGGAUGGGCGCGCCGGUCGUGCUCCUCUUCUUCCUGGGGCACAAGUUCUACUACAAGACGAGCUACGUGAGAAUUGAGAACCUCGACAUGGACACGGGCAGGCGCGAGUUUAACCUGCCGAUACUGAUAGCGCAGGAAAAGGAGGAGCGCGACAGCUGGCCACGGUGGAAGCAUUUUUACAAGGUAAUAUGUUAA
Molecule: messenger RNA, 1785 nt
Organism: Cordyceps fumosorosea ARSEF 2679
Lineage: Eukaryota; Fungi; Ascomycota; Sordariomycetes; Hypocreales; Cordycipitaceae
Product: general amino-acid permease GAP1
Exons: 4
Coding region: 1-1785 (594 amino acids)
Biological process (GO): amino acid transmembrane transport
Cellular component (GO): membrane
Molecular function (GO): amino acid transmembrane transporter activity
Source: RefSeq, a predicted model, not a curated record